Molecule: messenger RNA, 278 nt
Organism: Staurois parvus
Lineage: Eukaryota; Metazoa; Chordata; Amphibia; Anura; Ranidae
Source: the annotation of a GenBank genome assembly
UAGUUGCAUACAGGGGUGGACUGACCAUUUGGAAACUCGGGCACUGCCCGAGGGCCCGGGGUCAGUAGGGGGCCCCAUGAGAUGCCCCUGGUACCUUUUUCAUAGGCUUUUUUUAGUUUGGGCAAGGACACAGGGGCCCCAUGAUCCCCUAUUGCCUGGGGGCCCCAUGAGUUGUCAGUCCGCCCCUGUCUCCAAGUUGGAGUAGCAGUGAACAAAUUAAGGGCAGGUUUGCGUGGAGAUAGCCCACGUCUAGUUAAUCAGGCCCCUUUUAAUGGACG